AUGAAGUACAACCCGAAGCCCUUUAAGCACACAAACGGGAAUAAGGACAUCCAUGACUCUGCCAAACCAAAGUCUCUCCCACAACUACUGCCUCGACCCUCCAUAGAGGAAUCCCCAACUACGGCCAAUCCCAUGAUGACCUCAUCCAAUGAUCUGGUCCCAUCAUCCGGGCCCAAUCGCUCACGGAUUCCACCGACUGUGUCAACUCCCCUGCCCCCACUACCUGCUGGAUGGGAAGGCACAGAAGACAUGAAAGUGUGGUUGCUGGCCAAAAUUGAAGAAGACCGGCGCAAGCAGCAAGAAGAAAAGACACAGCAGGCUAACGUGGUACUGGAACAGCGGCGCAUCGAGCAGUCAAUGCUGUCAGAUGCUCUCCGCGCUCGUGUCCCACCGAACCUAGUCCCACUGAUCUUCAACGGUAUCUAUACCACCAACACGCAGUACUCUACACCGGCUUCCAGAUCUGCUACACCACCCACGGUGCCCCAACAGCAAGAUAAUCAGUGCUCUGCGCCGCCUACAGGACUCCCUACUGCACCCCAACCAUCUCAGCAGAGUCCUAAGCGUCCUCAUGAAAAAGCUAGUCGGUCAUCACAGGCGGCCACAGAACUAUCAGAAACGCGUCAGUCUCGGUGGUCGGAAGCCAUUGCCAACCAACAUCGGGAGCGAAUGAUAAGUUCUGAGCGAGAGCAGUUAAGGCGCAAGCUGAAAUCCCAGAACAUACAAUUCGCCGAUAAGGAGUUGUUGGAUACAGCAUUCGAGCACACCUUUCCUGUUACCAGAGCUAUGAUCCAGGACUUGCCCCCGAGGUCUCUUGCUGAUUCUCCCGAUACGGACGCUGGAUCGCAGGGAGUGCCCCCCAAGCCAUCGCAGGAAUCGGGGCAGCGGAAAUUCCGAUCACAACCCCAACAGCAACUACAAGUGGCGGGCAGCCCCGCCAGUAUCUCGAGUGCCACAUCUCAUCUUCACCAGGAGCAAACGAACACUGCUAGCCCAAAGCGAAAGAACCCGAGGUCGCACAAGAAAGCCCCUCCACCUCAAUGUCGUCGAAAUGAGACAGUCUCCGGUCAAAAGAACCCACUUGAUAAAUCACAGCUUGAUCACAAGCGGCAACAGCGUGAUUUGUCCAGCUCCAACGAAUCCCGUACUUGCGAGGGUGAUUCUUCCGAGCAGCUACCGGAGCAGGAAAUCCAAUCAACCGCAUCUGAAAAGCCUUAG
Penicillium griseofulvum is the source of this 1218-nucleotide messenger RNA. RefSeq lists its product as uncharacterized. The coding region runs from base 1 to 1218 and encodes 405 amino acids. The record is from RefSeq and is a predicted model, not a curated record. NCBI's taxonomy places the organism in Eukaryota, Fungi, Ascomycota, Eurotiomycetes, Eurotiales, Aspergillaceae. The transcript has a single exon.